CACCUACCGAAUUUCAGCUACCAUAGCAUAGAAAAUCUUCAAAAUAGCAAACGCAAACACUGCUCUAUCGAGUUGAGCUGACGUAAUACCUGUGGUAAUACUUUUCACCACUCAGACACCUGUCAUUCGUGUUUUUUAAAUAGUGAUGGUUGUGUUUGUGUUUACAUAAACCGCGAGGCAACAAAUCAAUAAAAACCAGGCAGCGUGACAGCUGAUAAGGUUGAUAAGGACGUUCAGCGGCGGUGCGGUAUCCAAUGCCCUAUAUUUUAGUACGUGGCAAUUUGGCGGCCUAUGGGCAGAGGUACCCUUGGAGAGUGCUCGUUUCUGGUUUAAAAGCUGCAGAUAUAGAACAGUUAAAUAGGUUUGCAUCGGGAGGUUAUUGCGACGAUUGCACGAUAGUUUACAUGCAACAUCCUUGCGUUAUUUUAACUGCUUUAGAAGUGUUAGGGUACAAAGUGGUAGCUUCUUCGUCGACCAGUGUGAAACAAGACUACAAUGAGUACAUGUGGACUAUGAGAAAGGAAUUUUCUGAACCCGAACCGAUUGUAUCGCCCACUGCAGACACACACGUGAGAGACCAUAAAAUAUCAUCUGGAGAAGAGGAGGUAUAGAAUUUACACAAAGUUAAUAUUUGACA
Messenger RNA from Anoplophora glabripennis (Asian longhorned beetle), 637 nucleotides. RefSeq lists its product as uncharacterized. The record is from RefSeq and is a predicted model, not a curated record. Gene Ontology annotation, biological process: negative regulation of biosynthetic process. Bases 255 to 611 code for a protein of 118 amino acids. The transcript has a single exon. NCBI's taxonomy places the organism in Eukaryota, Metazoa, Arthropoda, Insecta, Coleoptera, Cerambycidae.